Phyllotreta striolata is the source of this 4620-nucleotide messenger RNA. The record is from the annotation of a GenBank genome assembly. Lineage: Eukaryota; Metazoa; Arthropoda; Insecta; Coleoptera; Chrysomelidae.
GCCGAGGGUUGAGGGUAUUUUAUGUUGGAUUUUAUUUUUUCGAAACUAUGUGCGAUAUUUGUUCUGUGGUUGUAAAUACUUCAUCAGUGGUUGAUUGCGUCUCGUAUUUAUGAAUUCAUCGAAGGGACCUAUACGCUUGUUGCAUGAAGCCUACAAGGAAGCACGAUGACAUCUGUCACAUUGCCGUCGAGCUCGGGUACAUUGAAUGGAGGAUAUUCAUCAUCGGUGGCAGAAAAAAUUCCAAACACCAAUACAGACUUCGAAGCUUUACGCACAAUAAAACGUUCCCUGAGCAUCACGUCAUCUGAGUCAUGCAAAAAACGAAGGAAACAAUCAACUCCAAUUCGAAUAUCAACCAAUGAAGCAGACAAUGUCGAAGGUAAGCCUAUCGUGCCUUCACCCGAACCAAUUAUUCGCCGUUCAGUUUGCCAGCAUCCCUUCUCGAAUUCUGAACAGCUACAGAACCACGCGUUAUGCGAGCAUCCUCCAUUAGAGUGCAAGAAAGAACCCGAAGAACACUCCAGCACGCCUUCAUCGUAUUUAGAGCCGUCUGAAGCGCCGAUGGGAUUGUCAAUGAUGCGCUCUGAUAUGUCGUGGGUAAAUGAAAUGCAAAGCAAAGAGUGGAUGGGUUCCAACUUAGCCAACCUUCCUUUCAAUCCAACCAAUCCUAUGUUUAUGGCUUUACCUCAAUUCUCGCACACCGAAAAUAUUUCCUUGAAGCCAAUAAGGAUUUUCAAUCCUGACGCUUACUGUGAUCUCUGCAACAAGGAAUUCUGCAACAAGUAUUUCCUCAAGACACACAAGGCCAAUAAACAUGGAAUUUACACAGAUUGUCCCACAUCGGAAACAUCGCAGCCAACGCUCGCAACAAACAUGAAACUAACGAAUGCCGUGCCAACAAUAGAACAACCAGGAGGAACUAUUAAUACCAAUACGAACGAAGCGAAAACCCCUGUGAAUUUGAUGAGUGCUUUCGGCAACAUUUUCCAGAACCCGUUCAAUUCGAAUCCGAAUCCCAACCCGAUGAGCAUGCCGGAGAACGAAGUCAACGACAACGUUGCCGUAUCGAACGGAGUAUCAUCUUCUAGUGGAAGCGACAAGAUAUUUUCAGACGAUCCACACGCCGAAGACAACUCUAGUCCUUGUAAUAUACAAACCGAAUCUACCUCAAUAAAAAACGAUCCCGAUGGAUUGUUUCAAGAUACAUCUAGCAAACUAUCGUCAGAUCAAACAGAUUUAUCAUAUCGUUUAAGAAGAAUCGGUGUCAUGAAUCCUAAAGCUUUCUGCGAGAUUUGUUGCAAGGAAUAUUGCAACAAGUACUUUUUGCGGACACACAAACUGAAGAGACACGGAAUUUACAUUCCGGACGACAAAGAAAAAGACGCUAAACUGGACAACGUCAUGACCAACGUGCAAACCAGCCCGUUGAAUCUCAUCAUGACCGAGCAGAACAGCUCGGACAGCAAAAUCACAUCGCCGACCAGCAUCGGUUGCGACAUCUGCGGUAUAAAAUUCCAGAACGCCAGCCUUGCUCAUUUACACAACGUCAGCGUUCACGGAAGGAUGUGCUCGGACGACGCCGAACGGACCGAAUCGAAAGAUUCCAACAAGGCCCCGGAAAAAUCCAAUCCCGAAGCCAUCAGCGAAGACUUACAGAAGCUCCAAACGAUGAUUCUCCAAUUGAACGACAUCAACACGAACAAAGCAUCGGCCAAUUACACCUGCACCAUUUGCAGCAAAGACUUCGAAAACCGGUUUUACCUACAAGCCCACAUGCUGGCCGAGCACAGCAUGCUGGUCGACGGGGAGCUGGAGAAGCCGGACACCGAGUCGUCGUCCAUUUGCGAAAUAUGCGGCAAGGAACUGGCGAACGUCGAGGAAUUGUCCAGACACGUCGUCGAUUUCCACUCCAACAGCCAAACUUUGAACGAAACCAUCAAAGACGAGACUAACGAUUACAACAGCGGCGGGGAGAAAUUGCCCAGAACGCCGAUACCCGGCGGGCACGUUCCGGAACGGAGAGUCUCCAUGAACAUCACGCCGACGAGCAGCUACUGCGAAAUAUGCAACAAGGAAUUGUGUAAUAAAUAUUUCAUGAAGACGCACAUGCAACGGAUGCACGGCAUAGAGAUCGAGAAUGGCGCGCAAAUCGGUGGAGUCGUUUGCGACAUUUGCAAUAAGGAGUUGUGCAGUAAAUAUUUCUUGCGCGUCCACAAACACAACACCCACGGCAUCAUCGAGUACGGCAGUAACCUGCUGCCGACCAGGAAAUCCGACGGGGAGUCCUCUUCCAUUUUACCAUCGAGCUCUGCUCCGUUGGAAGUGGCCGAUCCGGCGUUGAAGCCGGGCGAUUUGGCCGAUCUCAGUCACCGAUACUUCAGCCACUUCACUGAAGUCUGCACGAUCUGCAGCCGAAGGUUCAGAAGCACGAAAUGGCUGAAGGCCCACUUGGUCACCGACCACGGGCAAGCGGGAGCGGAAAAAUGGGCCGAAAUCGAGCAGCAGCUGCAACAAAACCGCGCUAACACUAAAUCCUCGACCCCGUCGGCUAGUCUCGAAGGUAGCCCGAACAUUAAGAUCCCCAACGGCGGACAAGAAGCUCAACAGAAAGUAGGAGUUCAGAAUUUUAUAUCCAGCUUAUUUGGAAUAGACGAAGGUAAUAAAAAGAUUUAUCAAUGUUCUUAUUGUCCGUUCACAUCACCGUUACUACCGCUGCUAUUCGUUCACGAGAGAUCGCAUUCCAUCAACAUGGAAGGAUUCCCAUUGAAAUCCCCGCAGACGAUGGUUGAAAGACAACCACUCCAACGUCAGAUGCUAUCGCAGCAUUCCUUCCUCUUUCCGAAUGCAAUCAAAGAAGAAGACGGAGGGAACUGCAAGGAGAAUUCCGAGGAUGCUAGUCGCCAGGAUGCCAUUGACAAACAGCCCGGCUUUCCAGCUAAAAUGAAGCAGAUCGAACUGUCGUCGGAGAUAGAAGAGUCUUUGAAAGACGUAGCCAAGAGGAUGCAAUGGCCGGCAACGUACGCGAUUCCUCAAAAUCAAAAUUUGAGCCAAAACGAACAGGAACAGGAGCAAGACGAGGCGUCUCCGUCUGCGUCCGCGUCAGCUUCGGCGUCCGCAUCUUUACCAUCAGGACCAGGGUAUGUAAUGCAGGCAUUUCUUUUGGAAGAAUCGACUUCCGAGCGCCGGGUCAUGCCCUCGGUUGUUUUCCUGCCCAUGCUACAGAAACAACCAACUCCUAUCACUGUUACUUUUACACUGACCCCGGCCUAACACAUCCUCACAUGUAGUUUGCAUAUAUGUGUUAUAUUUUUUUAAGAAACAAUCGAUGGCGAUUCCACGACACCUGUGAUUUUUUUAAUUUUAGUUAUAAUUAUUAUAUAAUCCUAAUAUAUAGAUAUAUAAGCGAUUCCUAUAUUUGCAAGUUACCUCAUAUAUUAUGAGAAGGAACAUAUGAGCACAUAUUUUUAUGCAAAUACGGAAAGACUGAGUGAAAUUUUUAUAUAGUCUGUUAAUUUUCACUUUAAUAUAUCGAGAUACUGAUGUUUUGUACGAUAAAGCUUUAGGUGAUGUUUAAAGAAGUUCCUAUUUUAUAUCUCGAUAUAAUAAUAUAAUUCACAAGUAUGUACGUAUUAUUCAUUUGUUAGAUGUAGCUUGCUCAACAGUCAGUUUUAAAUGUUCCGAGUACCUAGUCCAAGUAACUCAGGGUUAAGCUGAACAAAAAGUACAAUCAAAUAACAAAAUAUUAAACAGCCAUUACGCAAUUAUUGCGUUUAAGCGUCUCCACAAAAAUUGUUUCCACUCGCAACGACGCUUUCCUUAACGAGUUCCUGACUAGUAGCAUUAGGAUAACAAAAUGUAUGUCGUUCAAAUCAUUUUUUUUAACUUGGAUAGAUGAUAGAUGAUCUCUACUAAUUCAUUAAUAUUUCGAAUUUUUGAAAAAAAAACACACAAUUACCAAACGAUUGGGUCUCGUAAAUUCAACUCGUUUAAAAUUUACAACCAGUACAAAUUAGAGUAUUUUUAUUACCGAUAAAGAGAGCAUAAGAUUUUUUUCCUCAAAAUCAGUUAUACAUACAUAACCACAGUCUAAUGGAGCAUUUCCGAUAAUUUACGAGGCUCACUUUCCGGGCAAAAAAUGUAUUUUGCUCCGGUACAUUACGAACAAAAAGAGAUUCAUCUGUCAAGUCAUUCACUUGUCCUUCCUCACACUUGCGACUUUUUCUAUUGAAAACGAACUUGCUGGCGAUUUUUAAACCAUCAUCGCCUCGAUAUUUUUUUGAAAAAUUCGAAACGAUAAUACGAAGGUGACGCACUCGGCUCAUAGUCACUAGAAUGAAGAAUUUUACGGUUUAAAUGGGCGCUAAUGGACAAUGUAGUUUCGAUGUUCCCGCGGCCUCCCGAUGGCAGAAAAAUACCAGAAACGUUUAGUAACAAUAUUGUUAUUAGUUUUUUAUACAGAUUUUUAAAACUAGAUUUUAGAUUACUUAUACAUGAAGUAAAGGAGCUAUUGCUUUUGAAGUUCUAACGAAAACGGACCACAUCUGAACCCAAUAACCGUGUUUAUUUCAUUUUUAAUAUCAUUUUAAAGAGCAAAUGAUAAGUAAAUCGCGCUGUUAGGAA